Molecule: messenger RNA, 545 nt
Organism: Abrus precatorius (Indian licorice)
Lineage: Eukaryota; Viridiplantae; Streptophyta; Magnoliopsida; Fabales; Fabaceae
Product: protein C2-DOMAIN ABA-RELATED 9-like
Exons: 3
Coding region: 5-523 (172 amino acids)
Source: RefSeq, a predicted model, not a curated record
AACAAUGGACAGUUGUAUUCUGGGUCUCCUCAAACUUCGACUUAAAAGAGGUAUUAAUCUCGCAAUUCGCGAUGCUCGCGCCACCAGCGACCCUUAUGUCAUUGUCAACGUGGCCGAACAGAAGCUGAAGACUCGUGUCAUGAAAAACAACUGCAAUCCUGAGUGGGAUGAAGAACUGACCCUUUCUAUAAAGGAUGUUAACACCCCAAUACAUCUGACGGUUUAUGACAAAGACACAUUCACUGUGGAUGACAAAAUGGGUGAGGCAGAUAUAGACUUAAAACCAUAUCUUCAAUGUUUUCAAGUGGGUUUGAACAAUCUCCCGAAUGGUUCCAUAGUGAAGAGGAUUCAACCAAAUAGGACUAAUUGCCUUGCUGAAGAGAGCAUUUGCGUUUGGCAAAAUGGAAAUAUCAUCCAAGAAAUGAUUUUGAGAUUGAGAAAUGUGGAGCGUGGCGAGCUGGUUGCGGAAAUUGAGUGGAUUGAUGUUCUUGGUUGCAAAGGCUUAUCAGGGAUAGAAAUUUAACUGUGCUCCCACCCUUAUGGUU